AUGGCGGGUGGGAAGAUUAAUGGAAUGGAAAAACUUGUUGUUGGUCCAUUGUGUAGUGGAAAGAAGUGUGAAAAUGAGGAGGUUUUAGUAAUGGAAGGAUUUGCUGGGAAAAUUGAUGGAAUGGAAAUAGGGGAGUUUGGAUUUGUUCCAUUCCAUAUACAACUGAAACUGCCUGAUGACUCUGACAUGGCUGAUGGAAAAAAUGAGUACUCUACUAGUAUCUUUUUGGCGGCUAACUAUUUGAAUAUUAAGGGGUUGUUGGAUUUAACCUGCAAGACUGUUGCAGACAUGAUGAAGGGAAAGACUCCACAAGAGAUUCGCGACACAUUUCACAUCAAGAAUGAUUACACUCCAGAGGAAGAAGAGGAAGUUCGGAGGGAGAACCAGUGGGCAUUUGAGUGA
Molecule: messenger RNA, 402 nt
Organism: Quercus lobata
Lineage: Eukaryota; Viridiplantae; Streptophyta; Magnoliopsida; Fagales; Fagaceae
Product: SKP1-like protein 1
Exons: 3
Coding region: 1-402 (133 amino acids)
Biological process (GO): ubiquitin-dependent protein catabolic process
Source: RefSeq, a predicted model, not a curated record